This is a messenger RNA of Alternaria rosae, 2108 nucleotides long. RefSeq names its product general substrate transporter. Gene Ontology annotation, molecular function: carbohydrate:proton symporter activity. Gene Ontology annotation, cellular component: membrane. NCBI's taxonomy places the organism in Eukaryota, Fungi, Ascomycota, Dothideomycetes, Pleosporales, Pleosporaceae. The transcript is spliced from 4 exons. The coding region runs from base 436 to 2091 and encodes 551 amino acids. The record is from RefSeq and is a predicted model, not a curated record. Gene Ontology annotation, biological process: carbohydrate transport; transmembrane transport.
AUUUAUUGUUGCAAGUCUUAUUUCUAGGCCCUUGCUUUCAUUGCAACACUAGAGCUCACUUGGCAUCGGAAUACUUUAGCGGCGGGUUUGAAAUUCUCUCGCGAUCCGGUGUCCGGGCAAACCUCGUCGGUGUUCUGAUUGGCUUCAUUUGCGCACUUGACGCCUCGUCUCCCCAUGGGCACUCUUGUUACGAAUGUCCUUCCCCGCAAGUCAUUGUGGCCUUGCCCCAUCUCGGUCAUUACCGGGGCUUAGCCUCCCAAGCUCUCGGGCUAGCCAUUUGACUCCUGUAACGGGUUCGUCUGUCAGGCAUGCAUACUAUAUCGCUGGGGACUAUAUAGACCGCAGAUCCGUACGUGUGGUUGACCUGCAUCUUCUCAGCCCACCAACACCGAAGACCCAUCUUUGAUACAGGGCAUCCUCUGGACUCAAUUCGAUAUGGCUUCAGUAGAGAAGACUACUGGCCAUGUGGCCGCCGAAAGGGUCACCUCGACACAAGGACACAACACCGGAGACGACACCAACGCGGCUAUCAACAAUGAGCACAACAUGUCCGUCCGACAGUCAUUGAGGUUCUGGUGGAAGGCUAUCGUCUUUUCUUUUGUCAUUUCGCUCUGCGUUGUGAUGGAGGGAUACGAUACCAGUCUCAUGAACAAAUUUUUCGCCUUCCAGCCCUUCCGUAACAGGUUCGGCGAUGAAGUCGAUGCGGAUGGCAAUAAGCUUGUGUCUGCGAGGUGGCAGACUAUCAUUCUCAAUGGAACACAGGUCGGAUGCAUUCUCGGUCUCAUCAUCAACGGCUACAUCACUGAAUGGAUCGGAUACAAGAAGACUAUGAUCGCCAGCAUGGUGUUCAUGACAGCCGCCAUCUUCAUCCCGUUCUUCUCUACAGGACUGGAGAUGUUCCUCGUCGGAGGUAUCAUCCAAGGUCUUCCAUGGGGUGUUUUCCAGACACUUGCGAUUUCGUAUGCUGCGGAUCUCUGCCCUAUGCAUCUCAGAGGCUACAUGACCUCGUGGAUCAACAUGUGCUGGGUUAUCGGCGGUCUUUUGUCUACCGGAAUCCUCACUGGGCUCAUGCAGAACACCACCCAAUGGGGCUACCGCGUUCCUUUCGCUCUCCAGUGGAUCUGGCCUAUUCCCAUCAUCGCGGCUACCUUCCUUGCGCCAGAAUCGCCAUGGUGGUUGGUUCGACAAGGCCGCAUCGAUGAGGCCAAACAAGCUAUUCGUCAAAUCACGACACCCACUGAAGGCAUCGAGUUCGACCUUGAUGCGCACGUGGAGAUGAUGGUUGUCACCGACCAGUACGAGAAGCAAGUCGGCUCUGGAACCAACUACUGGCACUUGUUCCAAGGAAGCGAUCUACACCGUACUGAGGUGUCUGCCAUGGCUUUCAUCACUCAAGCUCUUUGCGGUGUCCCUUUCAUGGGCUUCGGAACCCAGUUCAUGCAAGGUGUAGGCCUCAGCCAAGAUGAUUCCUUCCAUCUUACUAUCGGUCAGGACUGCUUGGGUCUCGUUGGAUGCUUCAUCGCCUGGUGGAUCAUGACGCGCUUUGGUCGACGCCCUAUCUACCUCGUUGGAUUGUCUGCCAUCUUCAUCAUUCUUAUGAUCGUCGGUUUCAUCGGCCUUGCACCAUCAACUAACAAGAGUGCAAGUCUUGCUGGAGGUGUCUUGAUCAUUCUCAUGAUCUUCUGCUUCCAGCUCUCCCUCGGACCCAUCUGCUACUCCCUGGCCGCCGAAAUACCGUCUUCGCGCCUCCGUGUCAAGACCGUCGCCCUCUCUCGUGCUUCCUACAACUCCAUCGUCUUCGUCACAAACACAAUCAUGCCGAAGAUGGUUGGCAAGAACGACUGGAACUGGGGCGCCAAGGGUGGCUUCUUCUGGGCUGGUAUCGCGCUUCUCUUCAUCCUUUGGGGAUACUUCCGUCUUCCCGAGGCAAAGGGCUUCACCUACUCUGAGCUCGAUCUCAUGUUCGAGCACAAGGUUUCCGCACGCAAGUUCACGCGUGAAGCAGCAGAUUCACUGAAGCCUGCUUUGACGGAGACUGCGAUGCAGUAUGAGAAGCAGAAUGGUGUUGAGCGUGUGGAGUCGCAUGCAUGAGAUGGUCAAUCAUAUUG